CUUGGGCCCAAGACUGCAACUUAACUUCAUUUCAGACACAUCAAGAUAAAUACCAGAGCACUUGCGCAUCUAACUGGUCUAUACGAGAGAAAGCACAGGUAUGACGGAUCGGCGUACAUCUCGUAGUCGGAGUUCCCGACGGGAUAGAGAUAGUGGUAGAGAUAGAGAUAAAUAUAGAGAAAAUGAUAGAGACAAAAGCAGGGAUCGAAGUCAUAGGGAACAUGAGAGAAGCCGGGAUACAGAAAGGUAUAGAGGCGAUAUAAGGAAUAAACACUCACACACGCGCGAUAAAGAUGAUGGGAAAGAUGCCAGGUAUGAUAGAGACUCGGGGAAAAGCUCGAGGGAUAGAGAUACAGACAAGUAUCAUGACGAAGCUAACAAAGACAAGAGUUCCGAAAGAAGGGGUCAUGACAGUAGACGAGAUAGAACAAAUGAUAAUAGACGUACCGGGUAUACUGAUCGGGAUAGGGAAAGGGGUCGCGAUAGAGAAAACCAGGGCAAAGAGAGAGAUGUUGUCAGAAAUAAAAAUACCAGUGGAUCAAGAAACGACAGCAACGACAGAGAUAGAGAAGUGGAUAGUGCAAACAAUAUCAAGGAACAAGAAAACAGACAUAGUUAUGGAGGUAGUAGAGAUAUGAAAAGCAAAGUCGAAAGGACGAGAGAGCGAGAUCGGCAGGAAGAGGAGCAGGCUAGGACGAUGCAGUAUGGCAAGUAUGUAUGCAGCAUGUGUGUAUGUUGACAUCCAAGUAUAAGAGCGCAUAUUAACACACACAUACACGUCCACACACAAAUACACGGACGCAAACACACACACACAUACACACGCACACACACACACACAAACACACAUAUAUAUAUAUGUAUACAUAUAUAUAUAUACAUAUAUAAAU
Messenger RNA from Sphaeroforma arctica JP610, 890 nucleotides. RefSeq lists its product as hypothetical. The transcript has a single exon. Bases 101 to 739 code for a protein of 212 amino acids. NCBI's taxonomy places the organism in Eukaryota, Ichthyosporea, Ichthyophonida. The record is from RefSeq and is a predicted model, not a curated record.